Messenger RNA from Hyla sarda, 3547 nucleotides. It is a transcript of the gene QRSL1, whose product is annotated as glutaminyl-tRNA amidotransferase subunit QRSL1. Gene Ontology annotation, biological process: glutaminyl-tRNAGln biosynthesis via transamidation; mitochondrial translation. The transcript has 11 exons. The record is from RefSeq and is a predicted model, not a curated record. Gene Ontology annotation, molecular function: glutaminyl-tRNA synthase (glutamine-hydrolyzing) activity. Gene Ontology annotation, cellular component: mitochondrion; glutamyl-tRNA(Gln) amidotransferase complex. The coding region runs from base 128 to 1702 and encodes 524 amino acids. NCBI's taxonomy places the organism in Eukaryota, Metazoa, Chordata, Amphibia, Anura, Hylidae.
GUUGAAUACUAGACGAUCAACCAAUUAGAAACUCUCUACUUUGUGUCACUCGUUUGCCAACCAACACAUGUCGGCUCCCUUUCGUUUCACGGUUCCUUGUCUAUGUAGUGUAUGGACAGUAUAAGAUAUGCUCGGCACCAGUUUGCGAGAGGCAGCGGCUGCCUUUAGACUUGGACAACUAACCCCUACAGAGUUAUGCCAGAAGUGCUUAUCUCUCAUUAAGGAAACCUCAUUUCUCAAUGCGUACGUAACUGUAACUGAAGAGGUUGCCCUUAAACAGGCUGCAGAAGCAGACAAGCGCUUUAAACAAGAUAAGCCACUUGGCAUGUUAGAUGGAAUUCCUAUUGCAAUUAAAGACAACUUUAGCACCAAAAAUAUAGAGACAACAUGUGCAUCUAAAAUGCUUAAAGGUUACAUCCCCCCCUAUAAUGCAACAGUCGUCCAGAGACUUCUUGAUCAAGGAGCAGUGCUUAUGGGAAAAACAAACUUGGAUGAAUUUGCUAUGGGGUCUGGCAGCACUGAUAGCAUAUUUGGACCAGUGAAAAAUCCUUGGAGCUAUUCAAAGCAAUACAACGAGAAGAGAAAAGACUUUUGUCCUGGUGGCGAUGAAAAUUCUGAUUGGAUGAUCACUGGAGGAAGUUCAGGAGGCAGCGCUGCUUCUGUGUCCGCUGGAACAUGCUACGUGGCUUUGGGAUCGGAUACAGGAGGAUCAACCCGGAACCCAGCAUCUCACUGUGGCUUAGUUGGCCUGAAACCAACCUAUGGGCUUGUGUCUCGUCAUGGACUUAUCCCAUUGGUAAACUCCAUGGAUGUACCUGGCAUUUUAGCAAGAUGUGUGGAUGAUGCAGCAACUGUACUAGGUGUAAUUGCUGGCCAUGAUCCACAAGACUCAACAACAAUCCAGGAUCAUUUCCAGCCAUUCACUGUUCCAGAUGAAAUAGAUGUGACUAAGCUCUGUGUAGGAAUUCCAAAGGAAUACCAUGCCCCGGGAUUAUCUUCAGAAAUACUUUAUCUGUGGUCUAAAGCUGCAGAUUUACUGGAGAAUGCUGGAGCCAAGGUAGUUGAGGUUUCAAUGCCUCAUACACGCUAUUCUAUUGUAUGUUACCAUGUCUUGUGCACAGCUGAAGUAGCUUCCAAUAUGGCUCGAUUUGAUGGUCUAGAAUAUGGACAUCGGGCUGAUGUUAAGGACUCAACAGAGGCCAUGUAUUCAGCAACCAGAAGGGAAGGGUUUAAUGAUGUUGUACGGGGAAGAAUAUUGUCUGGAAACUUCUUCCUUCUGAAACAGAACUAUGAAAGGUAUUUUCUAAAGGCGCAGAAAGUACGACGCUUGAUAGCAGAUGACUUUGUGAAUGUCUUCAAGUCUGGGGUAGAUGUCUUACUUACUCCAACCACAUUAGGAGAUGCAGCUCCUUACCUAGAGUUUAUACGAGAGGAUAACAGAACUCGCAGUGCCCAAGAGGAUAUCUUUACCCAAUGUGCCAACAUGGCUGGUGUUCCUGCUAUAACCAUUCCUGCCGGCCUUUCGACUCAAGGACUGCCUCUGGGUCUCCAGUUCAUUGGGCAAGCUUUUUGUGAACAGCAGCUCCUCAGUGUGGCCAAGUGGUUUGAAAAGCAAACUAACUUCUCUCCCUUAGCAUUUCAUAAAAAUCAUGAAGAUGGACACAUAGCUAAAAGACAAAGUAAAUCAUCUUCUUCAUUGUAGUCAAUAAAAAAAAAAAAAAAAAGAGGUUGGAGCUACUUACUACUAUGUAAUAUGGUCACAUGUAAAUUCUGUGUACAUAUUGUAUGACCUGCCUAGAGACAUUAUCAUUUAACAUUCGGAAAGCCCAGGCAUUUUCUCCUUUAAUCCACUGUUGCAUUUAGUUGCAGCUUCAUUUAGAGGAGCUUCAUUUAGCUAGCACAGAAACUUGCCAUUGUUCACAGAGAUACCUUAGCAUGAUGUGAACAAAUAACAGCCAGCUCAGGGGAUCAAUCAAUGCUUGUAUAUAGAGGUAGGCCAAAAAUCAGUCCUGAGUCACCAACUCCACCUGCGGUUUGAAAGACAUGGAGUUGACAACAGCAGUGCACUAUGUGAGGAAUGGAACAAAACAAUGUUUCCCAGAUUUUCUUGCAGGAGUGUUGUGAUUAGUUUAUUCAAUCUGGUACGUGUCCUUGAAACACCAUGGGAAGCAAAGAUGGGACACAGCUGAUAAAUAUAUAAGGCUUUGUUCGCACUGUCAGUAAAGUACAAUACAUUACCAUAUUGUCUUUUAUUACUAUAUUAGUAUAGUUAUACACAAGUCUUGUAAACUUCAACUCUUCAAAUACAAGUUAUUUUUGUCCACUAGGUAUACAUUUUUGCCAAGGUGAGACAUGAAUAUUAUGAUUCAAAUGAAUCUGAAUGUUGUUUAAUAAUAUGUUGAAAGACCAAUCAUUCCAACCAUUUCUGAGGGGCCGGCCUCUGCUCUGUAACCUAGUGACUGAGAAAAUCUUUGCAGGUAUAAAAAAUACUCUGGUUUUGAUUUAAUGUAUAUUACUUCUCUAUCCACUGGUUCCUGUUUGUAUUAUUACUGUUUAGUUUACCGUCAUCUGUAAAAGUGAAAGGUCAAUUCCUGGCUUCUCAAAAAAUUCUAGUAUUGCCAGAUCAAGCACGUUUGCAUAUAAUCUAACAAAAAAAAAGUGGAACAGCACCUUAUUCUUUAUUGCUAUUCCAUGACAAAAUGCAGGUGAAGGUGCACUGGACUGGGCAGGCUGCCAUUGUGCUGAGGAAUAAAUUGUAGUAUACUACUAUACAUGGUAGACCGCUAUUUCUUAUUUUCUCCAUUUCAAAGGGCAGAACCAGAACUGGGUUGUUUGCCAGUAUCUGACCAAUCACUCACAGUACCUACCGUAUUUUCCGGCGUAUAAGCCGACAGUUAAAAUACAGAGUUUGGAUUAUACUCGCCGUAUAAGACUACCCCUCUACCGCGAUGUAUGGUACUUUACCAUUGUUCCCCCCACACUGGGUUGUCAGCAUAGUUCCCCACACUAGGUAGGCAGCAUAGUUCCCCCUACAUUAGGUUGUCAGCAUAGUCCCCCCCCCCCCCCCACAUUAGGUUGUCAGCAUAGUUCCCCCUACAUUAGGUUGUCAGCAUAGUUCCUCCUACAUUAGAUUGUCAGCAUUGUUCCCCCACAUUAGGUUGGCAGCAUAGUUCCCCCACAUUAGGUUGGCAGUAUUGUUCCCCCCACAUUAGGUUGGCAGCAUAGUUCCCCCACAUUUAGGUUGUCGGCAUAGUUUCCCCACAUUAGGUUAUCAGCAUAGUUCCCCCACAUUAGGUUGUCAGCAUAGUUCCCCCACAUUAUAUUGGCACUAUAGUUCCCCCACAUUAGGUUGUAGUUCCCCCACAUUAGGCUGGCAGUAUAAUUGCCCCACAUUAGAUUGUAGCUCCCCACAUUAGGUUGGCAGUUCCCCCACAUUAGCCUGGCAGUAUAGUUCCCCCACAUUAGGUUGGCAGUAUCGUUCCCCCCACAUUAGGCUGGCAGUAUUGUUCCCCCCACAUAAGGUUGGUAGUAUAAUUCCCCCCACAUU